AUGAUACCUUGCUUUGGUGAUGUUUGUCAUUUGACUGCCGAUUCACCAGAAUCACAGAGCGUCAGCAUGAAUGUUCCAGUGAAGUCAAUCGACAGGUGGUCAAGAGGAAUCCGCCGUCGUCUUCUGGUGGAAUUGACCUUCGAAUCUCUUCACCAAACACUUUCACUUGAAAUGGAAGUCACUCCUUUGCGUGAUCUAGGCACUUUUAUUCUAGCUCCGGGUUUGAUAUACGCCAACGCCCUGGAAUCAGCUUUCUCCACCAUGGAAACGGCAGCUGUGGGUGGCAGAAACGCUGCUCUCCUUGUUUCUCAUGAACAUCUCCGUAAUUCCAGCGAUUUCACAAAUAUCAACACCCAAACGCGUCCUUCGCAGCGACCACUUCUUGAUCCUGUUGCUUUGUCUCAGCAAAAACCCUUCUGA
This is a messenger RNA of Protopolystoma xenopodis, 420 nucleotides long. The record is from the annotation of a GenBank genome assembly. NCBI's taxonomy places the organism in Eukaryota, Metazoa, Platyhelminthes, Monogenea, Polystomatidea, Polystomatidae.